GUAAAAAAUAUCACUGUGUGUUUGGCUCCUCCAGGUGAUGGCGAUGAUGACGAGGAGGAAGGUCGUGAGGAGCGCCUUCCAUCUUGUUACGACUACGUCAUGCAUUUCCUCACCGUCUUCUGGAAGGUUCUGUUUGCCUGCGUCCCGCCAACAGAGUACUGGAACGGCUGGGCCUGCUUCUUCGUGUCCAUCAGCGCCAUCGGGCUCCUCACCGCCAUCAUCGGGGAUUUGGCAUCGCAUUUCGGCUGCACCGUGGGGCUGCGGGACACUGUGACCGCCGUGGUGUUUGUGGCGCUGGGAACUUCCAUUCCAGACACCUUUGCUAGCAAAGUGGCUGCCAUACAAGACCAGCAUGCCGACGCAUCGGUUGGAAAUGUCACUGGCAGCAACGCAGUCAACGUGUUCCUGGGGAUCGGAGUGGCAUGGUCAGUGGCCGCCGUGUACUGGAGAAUUAAAGGAAAGGAGUUCCGGGUGGAUCCUGGAUCACUGGCGUUCUCCGUCACGCUCUUCACCAUCUUCACGUUCAUCUGCAUGUCCGUGCUAUUGUUCAGACGCCGGCCCUCCAUCGGCGGAGAGCUUGGCGGCCCGAAAGUGUCCCGCCUCCUGACCACCCUCCUGUUCCUGGGUCUGUGGUUCCUCUACAUCCUCUUCUCCAGCCUAGAGGCCUACUGUCACAUCAACGGCUUUUAAAGAGGAGAUGAAGAAUGUUCCAGAAGAAUUUUGCACAGCAGCACACACAAAAUCGUUGACUCUCAGUCCAUUUAGUCCACGGUUUAACACAAAACAAGUGUAAGAUUCAUCUGGUUAAUAGGGCUUCAGAUACAUGUUCACAAACACUACAUUUAAGCAUGUGUAAACAGCGCAUUUUAAACACAUUCAUUGUUACUUGGAAGAUGAGGGUUAAGAGGAAGUAUUUUUGGAGGGUGAGAGCGUGAAAACGAAAGGUUACUGCGGAUAGUUAACGGGGAGCAGACGGAGAGUGACAGAGAAUGACUGUGACGGGAGAUUCAGAGGUGAAAAGAAGGUCAGGUCAGUCAGAGGAGUGCUGCUUUAUUCACUUUAAAGCCAGGUGUGUUUAUUUUGGGUUGAGGAGCUCACUUCCAGGAUCAGACCACUGAGACGGAUCACAAACCUGUGAGCAUUGAAGGAAAAAUACCUUUGUUUUCCUUUAGUCUCUCAUUCAAACCAUCAACUCUGCAGCUUCAUGUUUCUUCACUGAGGAAGUGGAGGAGCACUGCAUCAAAUAAGGAGUCGAAUGUUUACAACAACAUUACAUUUGUUUACUACUAGAGGUUCUUGUAUAGUGGUGAUGCUUGUCUAAUACGCAGUAUAGCUGAAGGUGGCUCUCCACACGCGCUGUAAAUAGUACAAACCGUUGUACAUAUAGAGUGUAGUAAUUUCACAGGGCAGGCUGCCACACAAAAGGAUGCAGAGACAGAAAUGCCAGGUUUCUACUGUC
This is a messenger RNA of Oreochromis niloticus (Nile tilapia), 1459 nucleotides long. RefSeq names its product sodium/calcium exchanger 2-like. Gene Ontology annotation, biological process: calcium ion import across plasma membrane; sodium ion transmembrane transport. The annotation marks the transcript as partial. Gene Ontology annotation, cellular component: axon; sarcolemma; postsynapse. Lineage: Eukaryota; Metazoa; Chordata; Actinopteri; Cichliformes; Cichlidae. The transcript has 2 exons. Gene Ontology annotation, molecular function: calcium:sodium antiporter activity. The record is from RefSeq and is a predicted model, not a curated record.